Messenger RNA from Macrobrachium nipponense, 5549 nucleotides. Its product is annotated as unconventional myosin-Ie-like. The coding region runs from base 772 to 4314 and encodes 1180 amino acids. The record is from RefSeq and is a predicted model, not a curated record. Gene Ontology annotation, molecular function: actin filament binding; ATP binding; microfilament motor activity. Gene Ontology annotation, biological process: actin filament organization; vesicle transport along actin filament. NCBI's taxonomy places the organism in Eukaryota, Metazoa, Arthropoda, Malacostraca, Decapoda, Palaemonidae. Gene Ontology annotation, cellular component: vesicle; myosin complex; cytoplasm. The transcript is spliced from 21 exons.
UCUUCAGUGCAAUAACAUCUACUUAUUUUGGAAGUAUUCUUCAUUAUUCCGAAUUAUAGAAAGCAGUAGCAGAUAAUUUAUCAUAAAAUGAGUACAUGUGUCGUGAAGAUUGUUUAUUUACGUGAAUAAAACCAAGAAAAGGCCUCCUAAGUGAACGUUGUAACAACUUAGGCCUAGAGAGAGAGGCUUCGUACGUGCAUGACCAAAAACUUUCAGUCGCUGUGUUGCGAAUUAAAUUAGACUAACCCUUUUAUAAAGAGUUAUAUUCUUGAUAUUAUACCAAUUAUGGAACUAAAAAGGAUCCUGAAACUGAGGGGAUUCGGCGCUAUUGGAAGUGCAGUGUUUUUAGUGAGCGUCCUCUCUAUACUUGUCUGUGUCUUGUGGGUUCUGGAACUGUGGAUGUUUUUUCUGUAAUUAUUCCCUUUAACAGACAACAGACGGCUGCGAUUUAAGGUUAUUAUAGCUUUAAAAUUAUCUAUUUGGUGGCACUGUUACCUGAUGAACGCAUUGACUAAUACUGUUUGAAAUGACUAAACAAGAAGUGUUUGGAUUUACAAUAGUUACCAAUAAAUAAUUUGAACAAAGAAAACUUGUAAACAAUGAAAACGAAAAUAUAUUUUAUGGGAAACUUGUAUUAAUUGUCCGGACAUUAAUACAUCAUUUAUUCAUUAUUUACACAUUGAUUUGUCUUAAUAAAACAAUCAUCUUGAGCUAUAGUUAAUACUUAAAACGACGUCUAUAUCGAAGGGACACAAUUAACUAGUCGAAAAAAUGUCUGAGGACGACCGGCGGCGUCGCUCUCGAAGCCACAACAGGCACAAGAAAAGCAUGCGGUUCUUCAAGAAGGAGGCGCCCCCCUCCUCCAACUCCCAGCAGGGGGGACGGGGGGCCAAGAAAGGGGGCGUUAACUACAACAACAACGUCCCCGUGAUCGAAGAUGCUAGGAAACAGGUCUACCACUGGCAGAGUGAGGGGGGUACCAAGAAAUCCACAGUAGAUGACAUGGUCCUGCUGACCAAGAUCACAGAGUCAGCAAUCACAGACAAUCUCAAGAAGAGACUCUUGGAAGACAAAAUCUACACAUACAUAGGCCCCGUACUAGUGGCUGUGAACCCUUUCAAGCAGCUACCGUACUUCACAGAUCGUGAGAUAGAGAUGUAUCAAGGGGCCGCCCAGUACGAAGUCCCUCCCCACAUCUACGCUAUGGCUGACACCAUGUACAGAAACAUGCUCAUAGAUAAUGAUAGUCAGUGCGUUAUCAUCAGCGGUGAAUCUGGUGCCGGCAAGACUGUCUCAGCAAAGUUCAUCAUGAACUACAUCACCAAAGUGUCCGGAGGAGGGAAGAGAGUCCAGGAGGUCAAGAAUGUCAUCCUCGAGUCCAAUCCCCUCCUCGAAGCCUUCGGGAAUGCCAAGACCAUCAGGAAUAACAAUUCCUCGAGAUUUGGAAAAUACAUAGAGAUCCAAUUCUCCCGAGGGGGCGAGCCCAUCGGAGGGAAAAUCUCUAACUUCCUCCUGGAGAAGUCUCGCGUCCAUUCCCUCAACGAUGGAGAGAGGAACUUCCACAUAUUCUACCAACUGAUUUCUGGGGCUUCUGCAGAGAUGAAAGAGUCCCUAGGGCUCACCACCCCAGACUACUACAGUUACCUGAGUCAGAGUGGCGUCUACAGAGUGGAUGGCACCAACGAUGCCCAUGAUUUCCAAGAGACGUUGAGAGCCAUGCAAGUGAUGGGCAUUACGAACGAAGUUCAACACGACAUCUUGACGAUUGUAGCUGCUAUCCUCCACAUGAGCAACAUUGCUUUUAGUGAGGUGAACAAUCAGGCCCAGGUCAUAGAUCCAGCAUAUUUAGAAUUCCCUGCUUACCUACUUGGCAUUGACUCUCAGACAUUGGGCCACAAAUUAGUAAGCAGGGUGUUUGACAGCAAGUGGGGAGGGAAAUCCGACCGAAUAGAUGUCACCCUCAACACAGAGCAAGCCCAGUUUACAAGAGAUGCCUGGGCUAAGGGUCUCUACGCCCGGCUGUUCGAUUACAUUGUUGAGACUGUCAAUAAAGCCAUGGUGACAGACUCAAAUGAGUUGAGCAUCGGGAUUUUAGACAUCUACGGGUUCGAGAUUUUCGGCAGGAAUGGUUUCGAACAGUUUUGCAUCAACUACGUCAACGAGAAGUUGCAGCAGAUAUUUAUCGAACUUACUCUGAAGAGUGAACAAGAGGAGUAUCAGCAAGAGGGAAUCCAGUGGUCGCCAAUUCAAUUCUUCGAUAACAAAGUGGUCUGUGACUUGAUAGAAAGCAAACGUCCCCCUGGUAUUAUGUGUAUAUUGGACGACACCUGUGCAACCAUGAGCGCUGUAUCGCAAGGAGCUGAUGAAGACUUUCUUCGAAAAAUGGAAUCUCAGGUUGGAAGUAACGCUCACUACCAGAAGUUCAGCAAUGGUUUCGUCAUUAAACAUUACGCUGGCAAUGUGUCAUACCACCUUGACAGCUUUUGUGAAAAAAACAGAGAUGUGCUGUUUCAGGAUAUCAUAGAGGUAAUGCAAAGCAGCACGAACACCUUCAUUCGCAGCCUUUUUCCCGAUGUCAUUCAAGUGGGGUCCAAGACUCGUCCUUCCACAGCUGGCACCAAAAUUCGAACUCAGGCUAAUGAGCUCGUCACAACACUGACAAAGUGCGUGCCUCACUACAUACGUUGCAUCAAACCAAACGAAUCGAAGAAACCCCAUGAUUGGGAUGACCAGAUGGUUAAACAUCAGGUUGAGUAUCUAGGCCUCAAAGAGAACAUAAAAGUCAAGCGAGCUGGCUUCGCGUAUCGAAGACCUUACGACAAGUUCCUCCAACGAUACGCAAUACUGACCAAAGAAACAUUCCCUGCAUGGCACGGAGACCCAAUACAGGGAAUACAUUUUAUUAUGAGAAACAUCAAUAUGGACCCAGGGCAGUACCAGAUCGGAAGGACCAAAGUCUUUGUGAAGGAUCCUGAGUCUCUCUACAUGUUAGAGGAAUGCAGGGAACGCAAGUUUGACCACUACGCAAGAGUUAUUCAAAAGACGUUUAGGAAAUAUUUCAGCAACCAGCGGUACCUCAAGGAGAGGAGAGAAGCAAGUCGCCUCGUGCAUAAUCGUAAGGAAAGACGCAGCAAUUCACUGAACAGGAAUUUCUACGGAGAUUACAUCGGAGUAGAGUAUAAGCAACGCAUUUCGUCACUCAUACCAAGAAGAGAAAAGGUUGAAUUUGCUCUAACAGUAGAUAAGUUUGAUAGAAGGUUCAAAAGGAUGAAGAGAGAUUUAAUCCUCACCAAGUCAAACCUUUACUUAGUGGGUCGUGUGAAGGUCCAGAAGGGGCCGGAGAAAGGGAAAGUUGUAGAUAUCAUCAAGAGAAAGAUCGAGCUGGAAAAUAUCUCUCAGGCAACUUUAUCAACUUUCCAAGACGACAUAGUCCUCAUACACGUCCGUAAUGAUUACGAAUCCUUGUUAGACAUACGGUUGAAGACGGAAUUCCUCAUGGUUCUCAACCGCAAGCUGAAGGAGAGAUUCAAUAAGGAGCUCCCUCUUAAUUUUGUGAAUAACUUCGAGUACAGAGUCAGGAAAACUGGAUGGGGUGGUGGUGGUGUUAAGAAAGUUGUGUUUGUAGAAGGCAACACUUCCGAACCAGUUUUUUCACCGUCGGGAUCAGUUCUGACAGUCAAGAUCGGUCAUGGCUUGCCUGCAUCAUCUGAACCUGGAUUACAGAGAGUUAUAACACCAGAUAUCAGGAUGUUGGCAAACCAAAAAGUGUCCAAAGGGCCUCCAAGUAACAGCAAUGGACAUGCACCCCCAAAGUUUGACAGGGCUCAGAGGCCUACAUAUCCUAGUCCUGUACCAGUGGGACCUAGACCAACUCAUAACAAUACCAGAUAUAACCAUUCGGGAGUAACACGAAGCCCAGAUAUGGGUCGACCACGAAUGGAGGCUCCGAGACCACCUGUCAUGUCCCCUCCCAUCAUUAAUACAAUGAUUUCUAAUAGUCCCACAGGCCCACAGUUUAGACUACCUAGGAACAAUCCUCCCCCACCACCAUCAGAACCUCCUCCAGACGAUACACCAACAAUAGGACAGGGAACCUUGCGGCCCAGAAAUGGACCUCCUUUGCCAACUAGGCCAGUAAUACCUCAAGUGAGAGCUUUAUAUAGCUACGAUGCCCUUGAUACUGAUGAGCUCUCAUUUGUUGAAGGCGACAUCUUACAACUUGUUAGAGAAGAUGCUUCUGGUUGGUGGACAUGUAAAUUCCGAGGUCGUCAAGGUUUCUGCCCAGAAAACUACUUACAGAGAAUACAGAACUAAUAUUACAAUGCUUUGUAUAUUUCAUAAAUAUAUUUAAAUUUUAUUUCUUUGUUACCAUUCCUAUCUCCAUAGUUCAUUCUUUGAGUUCACCGGUGCUAAUAAACGUAAUUAGAACAACACAGUAAAAAAGUACCCUGUAUGUGCAUCCGAAAUACUUGAGUGUGUAUGUAGUACAUAGUUUAAAGCUCUUUUAUGUCAAGUGGUAGGGGAGAAAAUAUAGUGUGUUUUCUGGAGACCUUGGACAAAUGCACACUGCAGUACUGUACUCAUAUUUGAGUGAUCAUUGCCAUCAUCUAGGAAACUUUGUGAUACUUGUAAUAUGUUUCUUUCUUUGCUUGGGUGUUAUGCACACUUCAUCUGUGGUGGUCUUGAGUCAAACAAAUAAAGAAAUAAAUGCAUACAUAUAUACAUAGUGUAUGUUAAUUUAUUUAUUUAUUUAUUUACUUAAAAAUUGUACUAUAGUGUAUAGUGGUAGUUAAGAGUAAUAAUGAAGGAGCACUCGUCAGUACUCGCCAUAACUCCCCAAGCUGGUUCUGGUGUGAUCAUUUAGAGAUUUUGUACAUGCUAAUUAAGGAAUGUAGUUCAUAGAUUUUGCAGUUUGAUAGUAUUUAUAGACUUUUUACAAGGUUUUUAUUUUCAGUGAUGAUAUUCUACUGUUUGCACCACAAAGCUGAUCAUUCCAAAGAUGAAAGAAUUUGCAUGUAAUAUAUAUUUGUCUUUGCUGCAGUAGAUACAUUCUAACUUUUGGUAUUCCUAUCAUCAGAAUUAGUAUAUGUGAAAUAAAAAAAAAAAUGAAGGGGAUGUUCAUUGAGUGACCUUUAAAAUGGGCACUGCACAGGAAAACAGGCUUAGCUCAGAACAUUCUUUCUCCAUUUUAUGUGCACAACUAUUUUUAUAUAUAGAUAUAAGAAGCCUCAACUUGCCAACUGUGUAGUCCACAGGAUGUGUAUUGGAGAAGUUUUAUAAAUUGAUCGUAACCCCCAUCCUCCAGUUUUAAUAUUUAAGUUGAGUGAGCCUUAUCUCCUGCAAAGGAAGUAGAAGUAACUGAUGUAGCAGACAAAAUUGUAAUUCCUCGCCACUUGAGUGUCAGAAUAUUUGAGUUUUGUCACGACUUUGUAAAGAUGAAUUUGGAGUGAAUGAAAAGUCACGAGUUUUCUGUAAAUGAUGUAUGAAAUGUCAGAAUCUUUAUAUUGAAUCUAAUAUACUAUCUAGUCCAAAAUAAACUUUCUUGUUAU